Oncorhynchus mykiss (rainbow trout) is the source of this 2605-nucleotide messenger RNA. Lineage: Eukaryota; Metazoa; Chordata; Actinopteri; Salmoniformes; Salmonidae. The record is from RefSeq and is a predicted model, not a curated record.
AUAUAUAUAUAUAUAAUAAUAGUAAAAAUGGCAAUUUCCAAAUAAGUACAGUGAAAUAAAUAGCAGGAACGUCCACGAUGAUAAUAGGCUACUGGUCCAUUUUUUUUAUGAUGAGAUACAUAAAACCAGGAACACCAACUAAAUACCACACCCUAUGCAUACAUAAACCUUAUAUAGGCCUUUAUAACUUUUUAUUUGAUGGAGAAGAAUCAGAGUUAUGCUGUCACAAGUAUUGGAAGAUUAAUCAGACGUGACUCAGAUGUUUAAUGAUGACAUUGCAAAUAUUGUGGGCGUAGGCCUACUUAUUGUCCCCGCCUUUUGUAAAUACAGACCUCCUCCCUUACUAUGUUAUAUUAAAGACUGUUGUGAACCCUACCAACAUUUGUUUUUCUUUCUGUGUUGGUUACGCUUCAUUUCGUGGACCAGAAUGACAAUCCAAAUCUUUACCAUCAAAUAUGAUGCGGAAAAUGAGCCAUAUGUAUUUUCAAGGGGAGAUACUAUCACAGGGAGAAUUAUUUUGGUAGUUUCAGCUGAAACAAAGAUUAAAUGUCUUUCUAUCAAGGCUAAAGGAAAAGCUCAUGUUUUGUGGGAGGAAGAUUAUGGAUUAUACCUGGACGAAACAUACCGUGCCAAAUAUGAAUAUUUUUCAAUUGAGCAGUGUGUACUGCAGGAAGGGAAUGGCACCAAUGUUCUAACUACAGGAAGACAUGUGUAUCCUUUCUCUUUCCAAAUUCCUGACGAGGACAUGCCAUCCUCUUUCCAGGGUAAAUGUGGUCAAAUCCUCUACUCAUUAGAGGCUAAGUUGACCAGGUCAAUGAGGUUUGACACCAAAGCCAAGACUGAUUUCCCCUUUGUCUCAAAGGCAGACCGGUCUAUGAUCCCAUAUCUAAUGAAACCUCAGCAUGGGACCAAGGAUAAGGAUGUUAUGUUCUUUGCAUCUGGAAAAAUCUCUGCGAGCAUUCACAUUGAGAGACAGGGAUACCAGCAAGGAGAGGCUCUGAAAGUCAGGGCAAUUAUUGUCAACAACUCAACUCGCCCAGUGACCCCAAAAUACUACCUGUACGAAAAGCAGUGUUUCUACGCCCAGAAAAAGAGGAAAGUUCACACCCACAACAUCUUGAAAGAGAAGGGCGAUCGGGUCCCUGCUGGCACUCGGCAGACGGUGACCCAAGUUUUGACCAUCCCUCCACAACUCCCUGCCACCAUCUUCAACUGUCCUAUACUCAAAUUAGAGUACCGAUUGAAGGUCAUUCUUGAUGUUAAACUGGCCAUAGACCCUGAGAUCAAGCUACCUAUCGUUGUUCUUACUGCAACUCAAACUCUUGGACAGGAACCCCCACCUUACUCCAGUUUUGGUUUUGAGUCACAAGUCCCAACUGCAUCUGAGCUACCACCCCCCUACGAAAUGUUUGCUUCCUCGUCAAAUUUCUAUAGAAAAUUGUAAAGGCAUGGAGAUUCUCAAUUGGGCGCAAAAGUCUGUUCUCUACUCAACUCCUCCAUCCUACUCUCUUCCAUGCCCCAGAGGCCGAUAAGGGGUCGCCAUAUAUAGAAGAGGGUCAAUUCGUUAAUAAGGGAACAGAGGAGUUUGAUCCUCUCCUUGAUAGCCUCCUCUCUGGCCAAGGAUAUUGAGAUGUAUCCUACCAGAGUACUACAUGGAAGAGGUUUGAAAUGCACCACACCCCCUUUGAAUCCGUUGUUGUUUUGUCAGAGAAAAGCAUGUACCUUUAAAUACAAUAUGCUACCUAUAAUUUUAUCUAUAAAACACCCAUCUAGUACUGGGUUGGACCCCCCCUUUGCCUUCAGAACAGCCUGAAUGGAUGCACCGUAUCAGCAACAAUGUUUAAAUACGCUGUGGCGUUGAACCGUUGCUCAUUUGUUUGUCUGUUUGUGGCCCAUCUGUUAGCUUGCACGAUUCUUGCCAUUCUCCUUCGAUCUCUCAUCAACGAGCUGUUUUCACCCACAGGACUGCAGCUGACUGAAUGUUUUUUGUUUGUCGCACCAUUGUUGGUAAACCCUAGACACUGUCGUGUGGAAAAAGCCCAGGAGGGUGGCCAUUUCUUCGAUAUUGGAUCCGGCGCACCGAUGUUGAUACCACGCUCAAAGUCGCAUACGUCACUUGUUUUGUCCAUUCUAACGAUCGAACAGUAACUGAAUGCCACAAUGCCUGUCUGGUGUACUUAAUAAACUGGCCAGUGAGCGUAUAUAUUAAAAGUCUAAUUUCAUACCAGCGUAUUUGUUUUCAAGUUUCCUCCCCCUUGCCUCGAUUACCUUUGACCUUUUUCAAAAAGAGGGGAAGAGAGGACAGAGGAGAUGACGUGAGGAAUUGAGCAAAUUCUAUUGAUAUUCUCCUGGAUAAAGGGAGAUGAAGGGUGAAGAAUUUCAGAAGAAUUAGAAUUGAUUAUUGUAUUGUCUAACCAUUUCCUCCUUCACUUUUAUUGGUCUUUUUUUGUAUAUGCAUGCAUGACUGUACGUUGCUUUGGAUGACAGCUUCUGCUAAAUGGCAUAUUAUAUUAUUAUUUAGCAUCUAUACGUAUUGCUAAUUUACCUGCCUUGAUUUGAAAUGUGUGCAUGUUGCCUUAGAAAAUAAUAAAAAGCACUAUACAAA